AUGGCAACUAUUGUUCUCUUAUGUAUUUUAAUUCUAGGUCAAACAAUGAAAGUUUCUUAUAGAAAACAGUGUACAUGUGAAAAGUUUUCUACAGAUUCAAGUUGUUUAGAAUAAACUAACUGUAUUUGGAGAAGUGAGGGUUGCUAAACAAGAGCUUGUACUGAAUAUUACAAUAAAGAUAAAUGUAAUAUGGUUGCAUCUUGUUCAUGGAAUGUAUCAAAAUGUGAAACAUUCACAAAAUGUUCUGAUUAUUUUAUGAAUGACUCUUUUGAUUGCUACAAAAUAGGUGAUCAAGAUUAAAAUCAAUUUUGUGAGCCUUCAGAGAAUGGGAAUAUUUGCUAAGAACAUAAAGUCUAAUAAUGUGGUGGUGUAGAAGAAGAUUGUACAGGAUUUUAAAGUCAAUGGGGUUUAUGUUACUGGUAUAAAAACAGUUGUAAGGUGAUUGAUAUCCGAUAUUGUGACAAAUUAUUUAGCAAUGAUUUAUGUAUUAUAUUUGGAGAGGGUCUCGGAUGUUAAUGGAAAGACAAUAAAUGCACAGUUAUAUCUUGUCCAGAUUUCACUUCUGAGAAUAAAUGCAUUUUAUAAAGGCAGAAUUUUAUAGAAGAUGAUCCACUACUAUGUAAAUGGGCAAAUAAUAAUUGCGAAGAGGCUUAAGAUAUAUCUCAUCUUGAUUAUUCAAAUUGUUUAGUGAAUUCCUUUUAUAAUUAUAUUUGGGAUUCAACCAAUAAAGAAUGCGUUUCUUGUUUAACCUACAUUCCACCUAAAACAACAACAACACCUUGA
Paramecium sonneborni is the source of this 783-nucleotide messenger RNA. The record is from the annotation of a GenBank genome assembly. NCBI's taxonomy places the organism in Eukaryota, Ciliophora, Oligohymenophorea, Peniculida, Parameciidae.